UACUCCUGAUAGAUUUUAUCUCCGUCCGCGGGGUAGCAUCGGACCUCCGAAGUUUACAUCGCAGAGAACAAAGAAUUGUGCAAUCAUCACAUAUCAUUGACGAUAUAAACACUAGUCCAGGAUUUCACAAUCACUUUAGCUCCCACUGCUUCCAUCUAAGUUGCAAUCUUCCUCGGUCUUUCUCUACCUAUUCUAAACCAUCGCAGCCAUGACCUCUCUUCCUCCGGGACUCUGUUGCUAUCAAGGUGUCAAGCAUGAAGGCACCGCAAAGGGAACGCUGAGUAAACUCGUCGACAUUGAAAUCUAUACCAUCAGCCCCGAAAACAAGGACACAGACAAGGGCAUUUUGAUUUUGACCGACGUGAUUGGACACAGAUUCAUCAAUGCUCAACUUAUUGCUGAUGCAUUUGCUGAAAACGGCUAUUUUGUGAUGGUCCCUGACCUAUUUUACAACGACCCCAUCCCGCUGAAUCGUCCAGGGGAUUUCGACAUGCAGGGAUGGCGCAACGGGAAAUACCAUCCUAAGGGCAUUGCCCAUACGCCAGAGACCGUCGAUCCGAUUGUUGAUGCUUGCGUGACUGCGCUACGGUCCAAAUACGGAAUCAAGAAAAUUGGCGCAGUUGGCUACUGCUUUGGUGGUAAAUACGUCGCGCGACAUCUCAAGCCCGGCAAGGUGGAUGCGGGCUAUACCGCACAUCCGAGUUAUCUCGAGGCAGAAGAGCUGCGCAAUAUCAAGGGACCAUUGUCAAUCGCAGCUGCAGAAACAGAUGCGAUCUUCCCCCCGGAGAAACGUCAUGAGAGUGAACAAAUCUUGAAAGAGACCGGGCUGCCUUAUCAUCUCAGUCUCUAUAGCGGCGUCGCGCAUGGCUUCGCGGUCCGUGGAGAUCUAAGUAAGAGCGUCGUCCGCUAUGCUAAAGAGGCGGCUUUCAUCCAGGCUCUUCUGUGGUUUGCCGAACACCUGAGAGAUUAGGAUAUUUUCUUCUUUAUAUUUUUUAAAUGGGUCAAUGCCAUAGGAUAAAUGCAAAAGUGGCGGGAUUAUUCCUACUAAAGAGUAUAUCAACGGUAACCGUCUUAGUAGCGCUGCCCCCUUACAGUAUCAGCCUACGUAGGAUCAGCUAACAUCCAAAGUCGAGUGAGUUACAUGAGUUACAUAGAGCUCACAUCCUAGUCUGGUCUACAGGUUGAACACAGAUCGUGUGCUUACUUUCUAUUCCAAACGGGCAACAACGGAAGAGUGGAUG
Paecilomyces variotii is the source of this 1241-nucleotide messenger RNA. RefSeq names its product dienelactone hydrolase. NCBI's taxonomy places the organism in Eukaryota, Fungi, Ascomycota, Eurotiomycetes, Eurotiales, Thermoascaceae. The record is from RefSeq and is a predicted model, not a curated record. Bases 209 to 970 code for a protein of 253 amino acids. Gene Ontology annotation, molecular function: hydrolase activity. The transcript is spliced from 5 exons.